This is a messenger RNA of Daphnia carinata, 2911 nucleotides long. RefSeq names its product cytochrome P450 3A24-like. The transcript is spliced from 7 exons. Gene Ontology annotation, molecular function: heme binding; iron ion binding; oxidoreductase activity, acting on paired donors, with incorporation or reduction of molecular oxygen. The record is from RefSeq and is a predicted model, not a curated record. Lineage: Eukaryota; Metazoa; Arthropoda; Branchiopoda; Diplostraca; Daphniidae. The coding region runs from base 452 to 1981 and encodes 509 amino acids.
AUUUUAAAUUUCUUUGAAAAAUCAAGUGCGAUUCAAAAAUGUAGUGCAGUGUAAGUUGAAAGAAACGAACAGUUUCGGGUGGAGGAGCGAAAUGCAACUCCUCCACCCGGAAGACGGAGGGAUUGCGACGUGAAAAAUAACGAAUCGAUUUGGAUGGAGCUACCAUUGGCCAUUGCUUUUCUCCUCCGAGACAAACUUCGAAAUCUUCCCGAUUGACGUCAAUGGCUAUCCGCAUUAACGGCUUAUCGGAUGCGACGAUUAAAACCGGCUGAAACAGAUCACUCUUGUUGUCGGUUUGGUUGUAUUCUUGGACGGAAUCCUGCACGUCAUCGCAUCGCAGCUGUCGUCAUGGAUCUUCUUGCGGGAGACGUGGGUCAUCGGCAAACGGUGGCCGUUUCUAGCCAACUGGAAUGUGACCCAUCAUUUGCUGGCCGUCGGACUCGCUCUCCUCAUGGCAUCGCUCUUUCACAGCUACACGUACCGCCGUCGGGCUCACCAGUUUUUCCGCCGGCUUGGCAUUCCCGGCCCGCAACCGCAUCUCAUCAAGGGCAAUUGCGACAAGAUGCGCAACCCAUCCUUGGUGGCCAUCGAUGUCAUGGAUCAAUGGCAAGCCCAAUUCGGAGAUGUCUACGGCUAUUUCAUCGGGUUGAAACCUUACGUGGUGGUCGGAGAUCUCGACAUGGUUCAACAAGUUCUCAUCCGCGAUUUCCACAAGUUUGUCAACCGACCGGCGAUGGGCAUCGAAAUUCGACCCGUCAUCAACACGCUGGUCGGAUUGCGCAGCCACAGGUGGAAGGAGGUGCGACGAGUCAUUUCGCCCACGUUUUCCACGCGCAAAAUGCGCCAGAUCAACUCCAUCAUCAAUCGGUGUGUUGAUAUCCUGGUGGAAGUGGUCGGCCAACACGCUGAAACUCAGAGCGAAAUCGAUUUUUACGGUGUCUUCCAAGGUCUAACUUGCCAGGUGAUUGGUGAAUGCGCAUUGAACACUAAAGUUGAUUGCCAACGACAGCCUCAAGAUGAAUUCCUUAAUUCGUUGCGGCAAUUCUUGAGACAAGCCAAUAAUCCCAUCAUCGAUUUGGCCAUUUAUUUCCCGCUCGUCAGAGAAAUCUUGGCCGUCGUGUGUCGUGUGGCUUCGCCGUGCGGUCAGUUCACGCAGUCGAUCAUCGAUAAAGUCCAGGGUGUCAUCAACGAACGCAGAGAGGAUCGUCUGACCGGUACGUCGGCCCCCAAUCACGGUGACAUUUUGCAGCUGUUGAUGGAAGCCUCUGAGAAUCGCCAAGAGGACGCGUACGAUACGGACGGAUGCGUCCGUCCGACGCAUCAAUUGCUCACCGACGAUGAAAUCAUUGCCAAUGCUUGGGUUUUCCUCCUGGGUGGUUUUGAAACCACUGCCAACGCUCUCACCUACUGCGCAUACUUGCUGGCCACUCAUCCCGAUGUCCAGGAGAAACUGUACGAGGAACUAAGGGAUUACCUUGGGGAAAGUUCUGGCGAUCUCGAAACAGAUUACAAUACAAUUAGCCAGUUAACUUACCUGGACAAGGUAUUUUGCGAAGCCCUGAGGCUCUUCCCACCUGUGGUGUUGUUCGUGACACGCGAGGCGGCCGAAGAUGCCCAACUGGGUGAUUUUCACAUCCCUGCCGGUACGAACGUUCAGAUUCCCAUUUGGCAAAUCCAUCACGAUCCCAAAUUGUGGCCGAAUCCUUACCAAUUUGAUCCUGAACGAUUUGAACCUGAAUUGAAGAAAAACCGACAUCCGAUGGCAUGGAUUCCGUUCGGCUCUGGACCUAGAGCUUGUCUUGGAAUCCGCUUUGCAAUGCUGGAAGCCAAAAUUGCCUUGGCUAAGCUUCUCAUGAACUAUCGACUGGUGCCGUGUGAACGUACAGAAGAAAAGCUGACGCUCGUCGUCCCGACGGUGACUCUCAAUCCAAAAUCAGGCGUGUGGUUAAAAGCUGAAAAAAGAGAACAGACAUCGGCAUGACAGGUGAAAAAAAAAAAGGGAAAAACACACACACAAAAAAAUUGAAUCAUCCAUCGCUCUUCAUACAUCAUGCGUUCUUUAAUCGGGUAGUAGAAAAUGUUUAGUCCGACUUUCGUAUACGUGUCUCAUUUCCUUUGAAAUUCGUGAUUGUGCUUAGAAUUUUAUAGAGCGAUAGAUUUACUGCGUAAUAAUGUGAUCCAAGGUAUUUGAGAAGGAAAGAGAUUCCGCUUUGCAUGCUCCUGUGCAGCAUCGGAUCUAAACGAUGAUGACGCACCGGUGAUUAGCUUCUGUUCCCCCUAAUGGACUCUGAUGGGCUCUUUAAAAAAAAAACAUGUCGUGUUUGCUGAUGAUGAAUGUUUUUCAAGCCAAUUUUUCUCUUUUGAUCUUGUUUUCUUUUAAAUUUCUUUUCUCCACACGUGACUGCUUUUUUAAGUAUUGGCUUAAUCUCUUAUCCUUUUUCUCUCAACCGUACGUUUGUGUUUUGAAACGUGCAUCAUUCAGCAGCCGAUCCAUCAUUGUCCAAGGGAACCAGCUCUUGACUUGACGUUCGUCAGUGUCAAACAGCAAAUGUUUUUUUUUUUUGCUUUAAGUUUUUUCAGGGACUCCUAUUUUUACUGACAUAUUUUUUUUCAAUGCACAAUUUUAUGAAUUGUGUCAUUUGAAUUAUUCUGAUGUUUUUUCCCACAUUUUUUUCUUUGAACAUGUCGCUAAAUUGUUGGAACCCUUUCUCUCUGUUCCUUGUUUGAUCUCUAUGGCAUAUCUCUCAUGCCAUGGGUCACUUCAAACAAAAGAAAAAAGAAAUGAAAUAUUGUCCUAUUAUCUCUAGAACAAAUAUUUCAUUUUUCUUGUGCAUGUUGCGACUCUACUCAGUGCUCAACCUAUAUCUCUGUUGAUAUCAUUUUUUUUUCCUUUAAGUUGCAUCCAUUUUUU